CAACAAGCUCAAAUGCAAGCACAGCAACAACAACAACAACAACAACAAGCCCACAUGCAAGCACAACAACAAGCUCAAAUGCAAGCACAAGCUCAUGCUCAGCAACAACAACAUCAUCAACAACAUCAUCAACAACAGCAACAGCAUAUGUUGAAUGAAAUGAUGAACAACCAAGCUAGCAUAGAACACCAUCCAAUUGUUCCUUCUCAACGUGUCAUGGAACAACCUACUCAUCGUUCUAUAGAUGAAGAACAUGAACGGGUUGCUGCUGCAGCUCAACAAGUCAUGGCACAACAAAUUGCUCAACAAUAUGCUAUGCUUCAACAUCAUCAACAACAAGCUAUGACACCUACUGAAUUGAUUCAGACACCCUCUCAAGAAACCCCUCAUGUAGUAUUAUCUCAAAUGGCUAAUUUAAACAAUAGUACACCUACUACACCCAUUGCAACUACACCCACUACACCAAUACAUCAAGUGAAGAGUGACAACAUUUCAUUACAUAACGCAAUUGUUCACCACCAACAUCAACAACAAAACAUGGUCUUUAUUAAUGAAACUGUUCGAGGUGCUAAGCGUAAUAUGUCUGAUGCUAAUAAUGCUGAACUUGGUAAAAAGAAAUCAAGAAGACAUACUGUCUCUAGCUCUUAUCGACCUGCACUCAAUAUUGACACCAAGAAUCUGUCAAAUACCAUGGCUCCUCGUUCUGCUGCUGUCUGUACUCAACAACAACAAGCUUAUCCUAUACAACAACCCUAUGUUGUGAACAGUGAUAUCAAUAUGCAAACACAGGAACGCAAGACAUUGAUUGAAUGCCAAAAACAAGCAUUGGGUACUAUCACACUACCUCCUCCUCCUACUCCUCAGGAAUUAGGCCUUAAACAACCUCAAGUUGGAACAACAGCUAAAGAUUAUGAAAACAUGACAAGAGACCAAUUGAUUGCUCGGUUGAUUGUGCUCGAGGCUGAAAAGCUAAAUAAUGAGACCAAUGUUGAAAAGUCAAGUGUGAAAUCAGUGGAAGAAGAAGAGGAGGAGGAAGAAAACAACAGUCCUGAUACACUUAUGGACAUACAAAACCAAAAGCCAUCUAACCAUCAGCCAAUUACAGAUGAAGAUAAGUCAACUAUUGACGAUGAUGAAGAGGAGGACGAAGCAGCCUCUGUCGCAGAAACGGCUACAGCUACAGUUACAGCUGUCGAACCUGAAACUCAGAAGCCAAAGCAGUGUAAAUGGAAGGAUUGUAGCGAGAUAUUUAUGGAUCUGCAGAAAUUGAUCAGUCAUAUUAAUGAUACACAUGUUGGUAGUGGCAAGCCUACGUAUUGUUGUGAAUGGGAAGGCUGUGCUAGAAACCAAAAGCCUUUUACAAAACGCCACAAGAUGUACAAUCAUUUAAGAACACAUACAGGUGAAAGACCUUUUGUGUGUAAUAAGCCUGAUUGUGGUAAACGGUUUUCUCGUCCAGACUCAUUGACGACACACAUCAAGACACAUUCAAAUAUUCGACCUUUUAUCUGUCUUGCCAAAGGAUGUGGUAAAGCCUAUUAUCAUUCAAGAUCACUUAAGAAGCAUGAAAAGACCCAUGAAAUGGCUACCACACCUGUAUUGUCAACACCCAAUAGUGUGAUACAAUUUCCUAAUUCUUCAGGAUCGACACCAUUUAGUACGACUAGUGCACCAGCCACAGCUGGUAUGCAUCCUGUUGCGCCUGUUGAUUAUAUUAAUAGUCAAAUGCCUAUAACAAUUCAUAGUCAAUCCCUUCCCAAUUCACCUCAUCCUACCCUACAACUACAACAGCAGCAGCAGCAGCAGCCUCACAAUUUUGCUUUGUUGCAACAACAAUCACAACCACAACAAAAACAAUAUACCCCAAAUAAUAAUAACAUGUUGUCAUUCACUCCAGCUGGUAUGGUUGAACAACAGCAACAACAACCACAAAGCAAUGAGCAAAUGUUGGCUCAACAGCACACUAUGUUUGAUUCUGUGAAUCAACAACAACAACAACAACAGCAGCAGCAACAGCAACAGCAGCAACAGAGUUUUGAAUUUAGGCAGGUGUAAUUGAUAUAUUCAUCUCGUUUUUUAUCACAUAUUGGUCUUUUGA
Messenger RNA from Gilbertella persicaria, 2098 nucleotides. RefSeq lists its product as uncharacterized. Lineage: Eukaryota; Fungi; Mucoromycota; Mucoromycetes; Mucorales; Choanephoraceae. The record is from RefSeq and is a predicted model, not a curated record. Bases 13 to 2055 code for a protein of 680 amino acids. The transcript has 2 exons. Gene Ontology annotation, biological process: regulation of transcription by RNA polymerase II. Gene Ontology annotation, molecular function: RNA polymerase II cis-regulatory region sequence-specific DNA binding; zinc ion binding; DNA-binding transcription factor activity, RNA polymerase II-specific. Gene Ontology annotation, cellular component: nucleus.